AUGGGUAUCCUCAACCCACGUGGGUCGUGGGUGUGGGUACCUCUGGGGUAUGGGUGGGGGUCUUGCUCUUAUGAUCAUCACAGCAUGCAUCCUACAUUUUUCUCAGGCACUGCCAAGUGUAUUACAAAACUACCAGACAAAGCUAAAGCUGCACUAGACAAGAAGCGGGAAGGCUCGUCAAACAAACAAAAGAAUAAUGAAACAAGGGUAAGGGUACUUGAGGGUAGGGGUAGGGGUUUGGAUCUGGAGACCCCUGUACCCCUGGACAAUUGUGAUAUAUGUGAUUGUAAAAAGUGUUACCCUGGGGUAUACCCACCAUGGGUGUGGGUAGGGGUAUCUAUCUCUGGUACCCUUCAAAAAACCCACACCCACAUGGUAAGGGUAGGGGUAUCACCUCAGAUACCCCAGGGUAUACCCACACUAAUCUCUACUGGGCCUACCGUCUUCUGCCUCAAAAAUCGAGACCAAGGGAUACUCCGGCUUCUCAAGAAUUUAGGUCAAGUGUACAAUUUCAUGAUGCAAGACAAGACUCUCGGCGGAAUUCCGUCGAUGCAGGGGAUCAUCAGACAGAUAGUUCAGCAGACUCUGGAGUGCUCCCAGUUUAUCAAAGAUUACUCUGCAACAAAAAACUUCUGUGAGGAAUCCAUGAAUUAUUGUGCUUUGCUUGCUUGCUCAUUCAUUACCUAUCCUCUACUAUUGUUGUAG
Molecule: messenger RNA, 705 nt
Organism: Suillus discolor
Lineage: Eukaryota; Fungi; Basidiomycota; Agaricomycetes; Boletales; Suillaceae
Exons: 6
Coding region: 1-705 (234 amino acids)
Source: RefSeq, a predicted model, not a curated record